AUGACUUCUGACACCGAACAAACAUUGGAUACGCUAGAUGCAGCUAGUUUAGUCCCGCCGGAGCGUGCGAAAACCCCUCUUUUCAAAGCAAAGCAAAUAACACCUGGAUCGAAGGUUUUCGUGCUCAAGGAUGAUACCUACAGAUUGGCAGACAUUUUAGCGUUUCAGUUGAAGAAGGGCAAACCUAAAUAUUACGUGCAUUAUGUCGAGUUCAACAAAAGGUUGGAUGAAUGGAUCGGUGAGGAAGUUAUCGACUUUCAUAGACCGUUACUUUUACCCAAGGAACCGUCACAAAAGAAGGACACAAAGAAACAAAAAAAGAGGAGUUCAUCAUCCAAUCAGAAAGAAAAAAGUGGGACUCCAGAUGUUGACAAGAAAUUGAGUGUUCAGUCUGAGAAUAAGUUAGAAGAUGAUGAAAUGGAUCUAGACAACUUAAAUGUCCAAGGUUUGGUCAAAGAAGGCGAAGAGUUAACACGUGAAGAGGAGAUUAAGAAAUUGAGAACAAGUGGCUCGAUGACACAGAAUAACGUGCAUGCAUUGGCUAAAAUCAGAAACUUUACCAAAGUCAUCAUAGGAAAUCACGAAGUUGAGCCAUGGUAUUUUUCUCCAUACCCACAAGAGUUCACAGAGGAGGAGCAGUUAUACAUAUGUGACUUUUCGUUAAACUACUUUGCGUCAAAGAAGCAAUUUGAAAGGUUCAGAUCAAAGUGUACAUUACAACAUCCACCGGGUAAUGAAAUAUAUCGUGAUGACUAUGUUUCAUUUUUUGAAAUUGAUGGACGAAAUCAGAGAACGUGGUGUAGAAACCUUUGUUUACUAUCGAAAUUAUUUUUGGACCAUAAGACUUUGUAUUAUGAUGUCGACCCAUUUCUGUUUUAUUGUAUGACAAGAAGAGAUGAAUAUGGCCACCAUCUGGUUGGCUAUUUCUCCAAAGAAAAAGAAUCUGCUGAUGGUUACAAUGUUGCUUGUAUCUUAACAUUACCACAAUAUCAAAGACACGGUUAUGGUAAAUUACUCAUACAAUUUUCCUAUGAGUUAUCCAAAAAGGAAGGGAAAGUGGGAUCCCCAGAGAAACCCUUAUCCGACUUGGGUUUACUAUCUUAUCGUGCAUUUUGGGCAGAAACAAUUGCUGCAUUACUAAUAGAUCAAAAACCAUCCGAAAUAUCAGUUGAAGAAAUAUCACAGCAAACUGCAAUGACAACCACGGAUAUCUUACAUACACUACAAACUAUGAACAUGCUUCGAUAUUAUAAAGGACAGCACAUUAUUUGUAUAACUGAUCAAGUGCAACAAGCUCAUGAGAAGCUAAAAAAGAAAAAGAAACACAAAUUAGAUCCGAAGAAAUUACAAUGGAAACCACCUGUUUUCAGUGCUGCGCAAUUAAGGUUCGGUUGGUGA
Pichia kudriavzevii is the source of this 1398-nucleotide messenger RNA. RefSeq lists its product as uncharacterized. Gene Ontology annotation, molecular function: histone acetyltransferase activity. The record is from RefSeq and is a predicted model, not a curated record. Gene Ontology annotation, biological process: regulation of DNA-templated transcription. NCBI's taxonomy places the organism in Eukaryota, Fungi, Ascomycota, Pichiomycetes, Pichiales, Pichiaceae. The transcript has a single exon. The coding region runs from base 1 to 1398 and encodes 465 amino acids.